Folsomia candida is the source of this 1207-nucleotide messenger RNA. RefSeq lists its product as uncharacterized. The transcript is spliced from 3 exons. Lineage: Eukaryota; Metazoa; Arthropoda; Collembola; Entomobryomorpha; Isotomidae. The record is from RefSeq and is a predicted model, not a curated record. Bases 140 to 964 code for a protein of 274 amino acids.
UUUUUAAAUAUUUUUCGUAGUUACCAGAAAAUUUGAAAAAUUACCAAAAGAGUCUCUAAUUCAAAUGACCAAACUGUAGUAGUCCUGCUUAUCUGCAAUCCUAUUCCUCCUGAAACCCUGUACGCCAUAUAAAUACAUCAUGAUGGACACCAACGACUCUGCUGAAGAACUGAGUAAAAAGUCCUAUGAGGUCGUAGUACAUCUGAAUGCUAAAGCACUCUCCGAUGGAAACAGCUCUAACUCUGAUAUAUCCGACGAUGAUGAUGAAGGUCGUCCCGUGUGCAAUACUUGGAAAGGAAAGAACCACGAGUUGCAUGUGAUUGGAAAUUUCGAAUCUGAUUUCAUACGACGACUGAAACUUUAUCAGAUUCCACCCACAGUGCCACUUACUUUGGACCCAUUUUGUCGUGUAGAAAGCAACUAUCCAAGUGGGGAACCUCUGAUUGAAGACGCCUUCCUUCUCUGGGAACACCCCCAAUUUUCGGAAACCUUGUUCCGCAACCAUAACUUGGAAUUGAAGCAGAAGGAACCCAGUGAAAUGCCAUCACAAGACGAAUGUGACGAUGCAGAAAAUUCUGACCCUACUGAAGAUUACUUUGAAGACUCCUGUUCCGAAACUGAACCAGAGAUCGGAGAGUACAUCCAGUCUCAACGACGGAAAAAGGAGGCUGGGGAAAAUGUGACCGGAGAAAGCCUAAUAUUCGACGAGGAUUAUGAUAUUGUCAGAAACUUGCAUGCUGCCUCUUUCAGUCUCACGAGCUAUGGCGGAGUUCCGGAUGAAAGGAUGCUUGGAAAAACAAAGUUCUUGUUUGGCACGUUAACAGAGGAGGAAAAAUGCAUAUUUCAUUCUCUAGUGCUUCGAGUUGCAGAGGAUAUGAAGCCACAAAUCGGUUUCACUAAGGCACAAGAAGAGAAAAAAGUUGAAACAGGGUCGGGAGAUUUUGAUGUGAUGCGAAAAAUGUAAAUGAUGUACUAAUGCAUUAGAUUUCGAUACAUAUUAUCCAGAAGCUCAAAAAUUGACAAGUUAAUGAAAAAUGAUUGAAUAAAGAGAACUAUGUACUUGAAAGCAGGUAAAAUACUGCUGAUUUAAAAAUUUUGUUAUGUCACAUGAUUGAAGUGUCCAUCACAGUACUCUCGCAUCAAGAUCAAGAUUUUUUUUUCAAUGGAUUAUUUUAUUUUCGUCCCUUCAAGUCGUGUGGCAGGCGCA